Carlito syrichta (Philippine tarsier) is the source of this 414-nucleotide messenger RNA. RefSeq names its product 60S acidic ribosomal protein P1-like. The record is from RefSeq and is a predicted model, not a curated record. The coding region runs from base 1 to 381 and encodes 126 amino acids. Gene Ontology annotation, biological process: cytoplasmic translation. The transcript has 4 exons. Gene Ontology annotation, molecular function: ribonucleoprotein complex binding; structural constituent of ribosome; protein kinase activator activity. Gene Ontology annotation, cellular component: cytosolic large ribosomal subunit. NCBI's taxonomy places the organism in Eukaryota, Metazoa, Chordata, Mammalia, Primates, Tarsiidae.
AUGCCAGCUAAAAAACCCAUGCAACAAAACCCUUCUAGAGAGCCAGAGUCCGAGCUGAAUUGGAAGAAUAAUUCCUUGAAAAAGAAAUACAGCCCUUUCCCCAGCUGCCGCCAAGCUCCAUCCUGUGCUUGCUGCAUCGUGGCCUCUGUGUCUGAGCUCACCUGCAUCUACUCAGCCCUCAUCCUGCACGAUGACGAGGUGACCAUCACGGCCCUGGCCAAUGUCAACAUCGGGAGCCUCAUCUGCUCUGUGGGGGCUGCCCCAGCCAGGGGUCCUGCCCCGUCCACUGCUGCUGCCUCAGCAGAGGAGAAGAAAGUCGAAGCAAAGAAGGAAGAAUCUGAGGAGUCUGAUGAUGACAUGGGCUUUGGUCUGUCUGACUAAGCCUUUUAUAAUGUGUUCAAUAAACAGUUGAAC